Messenger RNA from Penicillium bovifimosum, 1533 nucleotides. Its product is annotated as putative ATP dependent RNA helicase. Gene Ontology annotation, molecular function: RNA binding. Gene Ontology annotation, cellular component: catalytic step 2 spliceosome; intracellular anatomical structure. The record is from RefSeq and is a predicted model, not a curated record. The coding region runs from base 1 to 1533 and encodes 510 amino acids. The transcript has a single exon. Lineage: Eukaryota; Fungi; Ascomycota; Eurotiomycetes; Eurotiales; Aspergillaceae.
AUGCUGCUCAGAGAGGCUCUAGUCGAUCCUCUUCUCUCGCGGUAUUCAGUGAUUAUGGUUGAUGAAGCACAUGAAAGAUCACUCAGCACUGAUGUGCUCCUUGGAAUUUUGAAGAAGAUCAGGAAGAAGCGUCCUGAGCUUCGCAUUAUUGUUAGUAGUGCAACGCUUCAAGCAGAGGAUUUUCUUCGCUUCUUCGCCGGCGAAGAGUACAAUCCCGAGGCAGAUUCAGCGGAAUUGGGUGGAAGCGUUGGUCGCAUCAUCAGCCUGGAAGGACGGAUGUAUCCAGUCGAUACUCUAUACCUUGAGUCUCCUGCAGAGGACUACAUAGAGCGGGCGGUCAAGACCGUCUUUGAUAUCCACACACAAGAAGGAGAGGGCGAUGUGCUGCUCUUUUUGACCGGCCGGGAAGAGAUUGACACUGCAAUUCAACUGAUAUCCGAAAGAGCGGCAACUCUCCACCCGAAGGCGCCCUCUCUGCUUCCAUUGCCACUAUAUGCUGGUCUCACCACAGAGCAGCAGAUGUAUGUUUUCGAGCCGACCCCAGAAAACACACGAAAAGUAAUCAUCGCGACCAACAUUGCUGAGGCUUCUGUCACAAUCGACGGAAUUGUAUUUGUGAUCGAUUCCGGGUUCGCCAAGCUCAGAGCAUACAAUCCCAGUACUGGCAUUGAAACAUUGACCGCAGUGCCAAUAUCGAAAGCAUCUGCCACACAGCGAGCUGGUCGCGCUGGACGAACGAAGCCCGGCAAGUGCUUUCGUCUAUACACCCAACAAGCCUUCGAGCAAAUGCCAGAAGCAACUGUGCCUGAAAUUCAACGGUCAAAUCUCGCGCCGGUUAUCAUGCAACUCAAAGCCCUGGGCAUCGAUAACAUUGUCCGAUUCGACUUUUUGACCCCACCACCAGCAGAACUUGUCAUUCGUGCAUUUGAGCUUUUGUACUCUCUUCGUGCAGUUGACGAGUAUGCUAAACUCACGAAACCACUAGGAACGCGGAUGGCCGAAAUUGCUCUCGAUCCGAUGAUGGCUAAAGUUCUUCUCGCUGCGCCAUCUUUCAAUUGUUUGAGUGAGAUCCUCACGAUUGCGGCCAUGGUCAACCUCCAGGGGACGGUGUGGGUUCAGCACGCAGGAGAAAAAAGAUCUGCUGAGAUUAAACGACGAAAGUUUGCCGUCGAGGAAGGGGAUCAUUUGACGUACCUGAACGUGUAUCAGGCCUUCGUCAUGAAGGGAAAGAAGGAGUCCAAAUGGUGUCAUGAUAAUCUUUUGAAUUACCGGGCUCUGACGCGCGCAGUGAGCAUUCGAGGCCAAUUGAAGCGGUAUUUGGAGCGCUUUGGAAUUCAAGUGGAUGAAACACUCUCAUCCCGCAAAGGCCCAGCGGAUCUGAGCAGCCAGCCUGAGCGGAUUCAGCGCUGUCUCACCACGGGUUAUUUUGCCCACGCUGCAAAGAUGCAACCUGAUGGAACAUUUAAGACUGUCAGCGGAGGGUUGACUCUUCAUGCCCAUCCAACUUCGUUGAUGUUUGUAAGUGCUCAGUAA